CUCCUUUGUUCUAAUUUCAUGAGAACGUAAAAGGUGAGAAGUUGAUACUGUGAUAGAAUUGAGGACAAACAUAUUGAAUGCACGUGGUCGUAUUGCACUUGAAGUCGAACCAGCACCUUCUGAAAACGCUGGAUACACACUGUUUUGAAAGCAAAUUCAGACAUUGCUAGAGGCACUUGUUAAACCGCACCAGUUCGGGCUGCAUCAAUGUAAGGAGACCAUUAUAUACAAGGAUAUAAAAUAAUAGAAGGAAAUCACAUUAUCGUGUGAACUUUUUACAGAGAUACUCAAACCACUAAGAUGUUUUAGGCUGAUAGUGACUAAAGUCAAAACUGUAUUUAUAUAAAACUACUUUAAAUAUUUACAAACGGAGUCAUCAUAAACGUUGACCAGAUGCAACAUUUAAAGGAGUGGGUGUUGUCUGUAGUAUGUUCGGGAGGAGGGAUAUACCUCCAGUGAUUCUUCUAUUAUUUGUCAUCAUACUCGUGAUGUGUACCUUGUCUCAAAUAAUAGUUGUGCACCAGACGAAACACAUGCAGAAGUUCCGUUCCGCCCGGGAGAUUCACGCCGAGCUACGGGAGAUGGACAGGAAUCUGCGUCAAAUGAUGAGGCGGCCGGUUCCCAGCCUGGAACAUAAUCGAAAGGUUUUGAUUAAUGAAUUGAAUCAAAUUAAGAUCCGAGACAUUCUUAAACAAGCUGAGGAGAGGAAUGUUAUGGAAAAUAAAUUAGUGCCAAACAAUGUUAUUUAUACGGAUAGAAAUCUAAAAUUAUCUAAAAUGUCAAAACAAGACCCGAAGAGUAAUGUGGUUGAACCAUAUACAGAAAAGAUAAAUAGUCAGAAUAUUUCUGUAUCUAGAAAUAAAGAUGAAAACAAUAAUGUUAAAUUGGUCUUGUCGAGAAUAGCAGAUCAAAGCUCAAUACUCCGAAGUUCUGGCCUUAAAGUCAAUAACAAUUCCCUCGAGCCCCUUACCAGUUCCCAAGGGAAGUCUCAGGCCAAUGAAGAAGUGACAAAUGUCAUCAAUUCUCAACCUGAUAGAUCCAAAGACAUCUCAACUGGAGGAAUCGAUCAUUAUCUCACACCAACACAAUCACUUCAUACUAGUUCACAUCGUAAGAGAAAAAUUACGAAAAGUCGAAUGAGAAAACAAACUGCUCAAACAGAAACGAAUCCCCAUCACCCCAGUUUAAGAACUAUACGCAUAUCUGAUUAUGAUUAUUCAAGUAAAAUCAGGAAGACAGCAUUAGAAACCUCCUCAAUAGUUGUCGAUUAUAAUGCAAAAACAUUUAUGAAUAUCACAAAUGACACUGUAACUGCUCAUCAAGAGGAUACCAAAAUUGACAGGCGGCAGACGACAGACGACCAUCAUAUCAAUGUCAACACUACCAAACCUGACGUCAUUGACCCGAUUAACUACUGCCCCGAGGUGCCACCAAAUUUAGUUGGGCGAGUAUUUCUUGACCUUAACCACACACAUGACUUGACAGGCAGAGAUAUCAUAGACCUGAACCCCGAAGUAAAGUUUGGUGGUCAAUGGCGACCGCAUCAUUGCACUGCACGACAUAGAGUCGCCGUCAUUGUUCCUUAUAGAGACAGGGAGAGCCAUCUAACGGUGCUAUUGUCACAUCUUCAUCCUAUCCUACAGCGGCAAUUGCUCGACUACAGAAUAUAUGUAGUUGAACAGGCUGGUCAGAAAACCUUUAACAAAGCUCAAAUAAUGAACGCCGCAUUUUUGGAGGCGUUGAGGCAGUAUAAUUUCCAAUGUUUUGUCUUCCACGACGUAGAUCUGGUGCCCGAGGAUGAUAGAAAUAUGUACUCAUGUCCCAUACAACCAAGGCACAUGUCAAUGGCUAUUGAUGAGAUGGGUUAUAAGUUAGCGUACGAUGAGUUGGUUGGUGGAGUGUUGAACAUGCGCACUGAGCAUUUCCUGCGAGUCAAUGGUUACUCAAAUCUCUACUGGGGAUGGGGAGCCGAAGAUGAUGAUAUGGCAUAUAGGAUCAUGCACGUGGGAUUAAAAAUCAUCCGUCCUCCUGAGAUGAUUGCAAGAUACAAGAUGAUUCGCCAUACAAAACGAAGCCCAUCUGACUGGAGAAAAAGGACACGACUGCUCUACACUGGAACCCGACGAUACAGGAACGAUGGACUUAAUAAUUUGGAGUAUAAACUCUCCUUCGUAAAGGAGGAACGCUUGUUCACGCAUAUCAUGGUCCAGAUAGGAGAGCCCCCACCAGGGUUUGAUGAUAAUAGUAGAGCUCAUGGGUGACAGGCCACAGAGGAGGGUGUUACAGUAACCAUGCGUAUCAAAGACUCACAAUGCAUCACUGCUCAUAUAUUUGGAAUAUGUUUAUGGGGUCAGCGACGCAAUGCGUUGAAGCGUAGUGUUUCUAAUUCUUGAAAAACUGAAAGACGAACAUGACGAAAAUUAAAAUAUCCCCCGAAUGAACUCUAUCCGGGGAAUACAAUUUGUCGGAUUUAGUUUCAAUGUGAGUUGUAGUUUCAUGCCGUAUGGGCAUAGCACAUCUGCUCGAGAAGGUAUUACCAAUAUGGUCGUGCAAUUCAGAGGUGGCCGCCAUUUUGAAUAGACAUGUUUUGAUAACCACUUUUAUUAGUUAAAAGAGAAUAAGCUGAUUCCCCGAAGCUAGUUAUUAUGCAUAUAGAACCAGUAAUUGCUGAAUUGGGACACUGUAGGUGGCACUAGUGACGAUUUGAUCGAGGUCAUGUACGUUGUUCCGUCCUACCUCUAAUUGAAAACUGGUCAUUUAAACAAUGCAAUGAAUUCAAUCGACAAGAUGCGAUUAGGUAGUAACCAGUUUCACCACCAGGUCAGAUAACAUGGUAGGGUAUAAGAAAGUUUAAACUUGAAUAUUCCUCCGUUUUAGUGGUUUAAUUUUCAUAUAACCCUGGUGUAUCUGAUAGUACAAAUUGAAAUAUAUCCAGUAAAAGAAAAUACAAAUACAAAACUACAAAUUAUAAACUAUCUGUCCAAUACAAGAUACAAUUUUUCGCUUUUUCCCCGAACUAGAAGUCGCAUUUUCAGAGAAAAUUAAAUUUUCAAAGUUGAUAAACACUUUUAAAACCACAUUUCUUGAU
This is a messenger RNA of Owenia fusiformis, 3088 nucleotides long. The record is from the annotation of a GenBank genome assembly. NCBI's taxonomy places the organism in Eukaryota, Metazoa, Annelida, Polychaeta, Sabellida, Oweniidae.